Messenger RNA from Eucalyptus grandis, 1130 nucleotides. RefSeq lists its product as uncharacterized. Bases 316 to 930 code for a protein of 204 amino acids. NCBI's taxonomy places the organism in Eukaryota, Viridiplantae, Streptophyta, Magnoliopsida, Myrtales, Myrtaceae. The transcript is spliced from 2 exons. The record is from RefSeq and is a predicted model, not a curated record.
CUUGUAGUGCGAGCAAAAAACCGAAACGCCGGAUUCGGAAAUAAAUUAAAGGAGAAAAGGCCUCAAUCCGUAAGGAGGCGAUGAUGACAAAUCAUCAGGAUAAAGCCACGAACGAAUAAAAUAGUCAAGUGCUAUCCGAUGCACCCUCCUGUCUUUCCAUAUAUAUAUGUUUCUCGUUCUGCUUGCAUGAUUUGAAUUUGUAUAAAUCGGUUCUGAGCUUCCCCCGGAGAGGACCCAGUAAUCAUUUUCUUGAUUUGCAGAGAUCAGAGCUUUCUUCUUCUUCUUCUUCUUCUUCUGUCUUCUGGGUUCUUGGUGAUGACCAGGACGAAGAUGGGUGGAGAAAACCGGAGCUCAGCGGACGUGGAUGAUCCGGAGCUUGUUGAUGCGGGCAGAGGCGGUGGUGGCGGAGGCGGCGGGGAGUGUUGUGAGUCUGAAUCCUCCAUGGAAGACUCUAUGGUGUCCGAUGAGUCGUCAUCGUGUUCGUCGUCGGAAUUGGCGGAGGAUGCAUCGUCCUCUGCGUUGUGUUCUUCUUCUUCUUCUUCCUCCUCCUCAUCUGCCUCUUUGUCAAAUUGCCGUGGGCCUCUGUAUGAACUGUCUGAGCUCAUGACUCAUCUCCCUAUCAAGAGAGGGCUUUCCAAGUUUUACCAAGGGAAGUGCCAAUCGUUCACGUCCCUGGCCAGAGUCCAGAGCAUCGAAGACCUCGUGAAGAAAGACAAUCCUUACAGAAAGAGGUUGAAAACGUGCGAGAGCUUCGCAGGAGCAUUGGACAAGCAUAGCCAAAAGGCAUACAGCCCGAGGCCUACAAUAUCAAAGAAGGGCUCGGUUUCGAAGGGUUCGUCUUCGUCUUCUUCUUCACUGAGCAAGAGAGGCGCUUCUGUGGCUAGUCUUGCCGUGAAUCCUAGCUCCCUGGUCAAGACCUUCCAUUGUUAAAAAACUCUUGCCAGGGACAGGAUCCUAGAACUUGUUAGGAAAGAAAAUGUGAAGUUUGUUCUGUUUUUUGUGGACAGAUUCAUUGACUACUCUAUGAAGAGAUUUUGCUGUCUUCUGCUUCAAAGUCUGUAAUUUCGAGGGAAGCUUUCAGAUUUCCAUUAUCUCAGCGAGUUGAAUGACAGUCUAACAUUGAUGUGCCA